UUCAAAGGUUAGUUUUUGUUUCCGACACAGCAGCGUUUCUGCCUAGGGAAGCUAGUAUGGCUGCUUUUUGUUGAGGAUGUCUCCUUCACCCACUUCAGUUCUUGUUUCCAACACAGAUAGUACCUGUGCCUGACGUGGACCAUGCCAGUCCAGCUCAGCUCGUCUUGCUCAUGUGACCGGCAGUGAGUAGAGUAUGGCUCGCUCUUCCGCGCUACCGUAUCCUCAAGAUUACGAAGCUAGCUGAAGUCGUUGCGAGAAUUUCUGCUGACAUGAUACCAAGACGAAAUGAGUCGCGCCUCGGUAGUAAUUGCGUCUCCCGUCGAUAUGGUGUCGUCGUUCCAGCGCAGUGCACCUAGCAUUGAGUGAUUAGGACGAGUCGGAGCGGACAAUAUCAGCAUGUUUUCUCCUUCUAGAUGUAAUUCCGUCAGCUACCUCUUCCAACAUUCGAAGUGCGGUGACUCCUCUGAGGGUCCUCUCCGGGUUCUAACCUCCACAGUCUAGUCUCGCGUCCUCAGGCCUAUCUUCGACGAAACCAUGAUCGUCAGCAGAGUCGCACGCUCUCGCGGAGUAACCGCAGCGACGUUCGCACAAACGCGACCAGUGACCAUCCGACGCCAUAAUCACCAUCAUCGUUAUCACUACCACCGUCUCUUUCUCCUCCCCCUCCUCCUCUUCCAUUCCCUCGUCUCCGCUCCACCCGCCGCGCAAGCUGCUACUCUUCCCUCAGACAUCACGGCGCUACAGGGCUUUCUGGAGGAGCCGACCAACCAGGCGAGGCUUAGUAACUGGAAGGCCGGGACAGACCCCUGCGCCAGCGGAUGGCUAGGCGUUAAGUGCGCGACAGCCGUGGGAUCGAAUCCUGCUAGAGUCAGAAGCAACAGCGGGAAUGGAAACGGCAACGGUAUCAUCAGCAGCAGCAGCAACAGCAGCAGAGGCAACGGAGCAGGAAACGGUAGCGGAAACGGCCAGGCCACCACAGGGAAAUUUCAGUACGUAGUGAGAAUAGACCUAACCGGGUUUGGGCUAACUGGUUCAUUACCCACCUCUUUAGGGUCUCUGUACCAGCCUACCACCAUCAUACUCAGCCGCAACAGCUUCUCAGGCUCUUCCGUUCCUAGUCAGCUCGGGCAACUGACGAGCCUCCAGGCGCUGCUGCUCACGGGCUGCCAGCUGGUUGGGUCCAUACCUGACAGCCUCGGCAGCAUGACAAGCCUGACGUACCUCAGCCUCGGGCAGAACCUGCUGGGAGGCUCGAUACCAUCAUUCCUCUUCACUUCCCUCAAAUCCAUGGCGAUUCUUAGCCUGAAUAACAACAAUCUCGGCGGGGAGAUUCCCCCGGAGGUGGCCGCAGCGUCUCAGCUGGUGAACUUCACUCUUCACGUUAACAAUCUCACUGGGAGUAUUCCGAGCACGUUAGGCAGUGGCGGGGGAGGGUUGCAGCUGAGACAGCUACAGCUACACCAGAAUCGCAUUACAGGGACAAUUCCGGCCUCUAUCGGGAACCUACUGGCUCUUGAAAUGUUCACAGUGUACAGAAACGCGCUUGUGGGUCCUCUUCCGACUUUCAUGGGUAAAUUCCCCUCCAGCUCGUACCGGGAGAAUGGGUUUUGCAGCAGCCAGCCUGGGGGAAGUUGCCCUGGUGAUGUGAAUGCCCUGCUCGGGUUUCUGCAAGGGGUAAAUUACCCUUUGAGUCUCUCAACUUCUUGGGUUGGAGCGGCGCCGUGUGGGUCCAACUGGCUGGGUGUUACCUGCUCUCCUGGAGGUCAAGGCUCGGUGGUAGGCAUGGAACUGCCGAACCUGGACCUGGGAGGCUCGGUGGCAUCAUCGUUGGCAAACCUGACGUCAUUAGCGGCCAUAAUUCUCAAGAAUAACAACCUAACCGGCUCUAUUCCGGAUUCUCUCACGUCUUUAAGACAGCUUACCUUGCUUGACGUCAGCAACAACCGUCUGUCCGGUCCCUGGCCUGCAUUCCCCUCCCAGGUCCAGCUGGUUACCAGCAGUAACAGUUUCGGACCAGCUCCACCCUCUGCUCCCUCCCCACCUUCCUCCCCCUCCCCUACCCCUCCUUCCGCCUCUCCCCCUUCUUCCCCCUCCCCUGGACCAUCCUCCCCCUCCCCUGCCCCUCCUUCCGCCUCUCCCCCUUCUUCCCCCUCCCCUGGACCAUCCUCCCCCUCCCCUGCCCCUCCUUCCGCCUCUCCCCCUUCUUCCCCCUCCCCUGCACCAUCCUCCCCCCCAGCACCGCCUUCCUCCCCUGCUCCAUUUCCCUCCCCCACUCCCCCAUCUGCCCCCGCACCAUCCUCCACCUCGCCCCCGUCCUCCCCUUCCCCCUUCCCCACCACACCUGGGGGCACUUCUCCCCCUUCCGCCCCUUCCCCCUCCACAGCAGAGGCGCCUGGGGGGUCCGGUGGGGGGAAGGGCGCGGGGACAGGGGUGGUGGUGGGGGUGGUGGUGGCGGCAGCAGUGGUGGCGCUGGUAGCGGGGCUGGCUGUGGGGUGGUGGUGCUGCGUGAGGCCAAGCAAGGGGAAGCAGAGGACUCCCCAAACGUAUCCUCACCCCGCCUCUUCCUCGUUACACCCAGCAGCAUCUGGACUAACACCAGCAGCAGCAGCAGCAGGGGGAGCAGCAGGAGCAGCAGCAGCAGCAGCAGCAGGAGCAGCAACAGGAGAAGCAGCAGGAGCAGCAGCAGGAGGGGAUGGCACGGGGACAGUGAUAGCAAGCGCGCGGUUAGCGCUGGGAGGGGGGCUGGCAGUGAGCAUAGAGGUGAUUCGAGAGGCGACGGCAGGGUUUGCUCCCAGCCACGUGGUGGGGAGGGGCGGGUUCGGCACAGUGUACCGCGGGGAAAUGCCCGACGGCACGAUGGUGGCGGUCAAGAGGAUGGAGGCUGGACCAAUUAGGGAGAACGGCGCGAGAGAGUUUCUGUCCGAGGUGGCGGUGCUCUCCAAGGUGCGCCAUCGCAAUCUCGUGGCGCUGCUGGGGCAUGUCAUGGACGACCACGAGCGCCUGCUGGUGUUCGAAUACAUGGACCUGGGUCCGUUGAGUCAGCACCUGUUUGACCCCACGCGCUACAACCACCGACCCCUAACCUGGACCGAGCGCCUAGUGAUAGCGCUAGACGUGGCCAGAGGCAUGGAGUACCUGCACAGCCUGGCAGGGGGCCGGGACACAGUGGUGCACCGCGACUUAAAGCCCGCCAACGUGCUUCUAGACCAUAGGAGACGCGCCAAGGUGGCUGAUUUUGGGCUGGCUAAGCUUGUAUUGCGGCCGCUGCAGCAGCACGGGGGAGGGGAGAGGGAGGGGAGCUGUGGAGGGGGGAUGGACUCCGAGAUUGCUCUGUCUGUUGAGACACGAUUGGCUGGCACGUUUGGGUAUCUGGCGCCUGAAUAUGCAGCCAUGGGCCGUGUCACAACACGCUCUGACGUGUACAGUUUUGGCGUUAUCCUCAUGGAACUGUUCACUGGCCGGCGAGCCGUGGACACAUCCCGGCCCGACCUCUCAGCGCAUCUGGCCACGUUCCUCCUCCCGAUCAUCCCCGAUCGCUCCAAGCUUGCUCAGGUGGUGGACCCUGCCAUAGCAGCAGACAUGGCAGACCAGGCCGGUCAGCCGUUUACAUCGCUCUGCAGGGUGGCGGAUCUCGCACUGCACUGUGUGGCUGCUGAUCCACGCCAGCGGCCCUCCAUGACCGAUGUGGUCACUGUGCUCGCUCCCCUCGUCAGAACAUGGGCCCCUGCGGAAAUCGCUCAGGCGCAGCAGCAAGGGGAGAGUGACACGAUGGGGAUGACCCUGGACGUGGCAGUGCAGUACUGGAAGAGCCUUGAUGAGCAGGGGUCAUCAGGCAGCUACGGCUACACCUAUGGAAGGAGCCAGGAUCACAGACACAGUCAGGGCCUUGCAGAGAGCAGCAGCUCAGAGCUUCAUGGGAAGGAUAAGAUCUAUGGAAGUGGUGCAGCAUGUGGCACAAGUGACUUCUCAUCAGUCAACCCGUCGAAUGAGUGCAGUGCUUCGAGGUCUUACAACGUCGAAUCGGGGUCUGGUGCGGAAUCGCCUGUCGCUACUGUGACUUGUGGUGGUCUCUUCUCGUCUGGCCACAAGCAGCAACAAGCAGUGGUGGAACAAGAGGAGCACGUGCUGUUGCUGUCAUCACGUGCUGGAGGGGAAGUGAAUGUCCAGUUGACCCAAAGAACAGCCGGAGAGGGAGCUGUACCGGGCAAAAAUGUUGAGCUUCCCAACAGGAGCAGCUCAACAGCAGUGACAAGAACAGGAAGCAGCAGUUUCCCCACAUUUGCUGAUCCCUCAAGAAGUUUGAUUGGUCGAUAGUGCUGAGGUUGCCGGAUUUAGGGGUG
This is a messenger RNA of Closterium sp. NIES-67, 4340 nucleotides long. The record is from the annotation of a GenBank genome assembly. Lineage: Eukaryota; Viridiplantae; Streptophyta; Zygnematophyceae; Desmidiales; Closteriaceae.